This is a messenger RNA of Drosophila willistoni, 393 nucleotides long. RefSeq names its product U6 snRNA-associated Sm-like protein LSm8. The record is from RefSeq and is a predicted model, not a curated record. Gene Ontology annotation, biological process: mRNA splicing, via spliceosome. Gene Ontology annotation, molecular function: RNA binding. Lineage: Eukaryota; Metazoa; Arthropoda; Insecta; Diptera; Drosophilidae. Gene Ontology annotation, cellular component: U4/U6 x U5 tri-snRNP complex; precatalytic spliceosome; U6 snRNP. The transcript has a single exon. The coding region runs from base 71 to 358 and encodes 95 amino acids.
GUCACACUGAAAUUUCAUUCAAUUUGUUUAUUAAUCUCUCUCAAAGGAAGCGUUCAAUUAUAGCAACGAAAUGUCUGGUCUAGAGUCUUACAUCAAUCACACAGUCUCUAUCAUAACCGCAGAUGGACGCAAUUUUAUUGGAACCCUCAAGGGAUUCGACCAGACCAUUAAUAUCAUCAUUGACGAGUGCCAUGAACGCGUCUUUUCCACAACGGCGGGAACUGAGCAAAUUGUCCUUGGACUGCACAUAAUCCGCGGCGACAACAUUGCUGUAAUUGGACUGAUUGAUGAGGCCAUAGACGCUCGCCUGGAUCUGCCCAACAUACGGGGCGAGCCCCUUGGACCCGUAGUCCAUUGAUAUAGCCCAAAUAAACAACUAGAAAUACAAUAAUA